This is a messenger RNA of Anoplophora glabripennis (Asian longhorned beetle), 1025 nucleotides long. Its product is annotated as protein hunchback-like. The transcript is spliced from 6 exons. Gene Ontology annotation, cellular component: nucleus. Lineage: Eukaryota; Metazoa; Arthropoda; Insecta; Coleoptera; Cerambycidae. The record is from RefSeq and is a predicted model, not a curated record. Gene Ontology annotation, molecular function: RNA polymerase II transcription regulatory region sequence-specific DNA binding; DNA-binding transcription factor activity, RNA polymerase II-specific; zinc ion binding. Gene Ontology annotation, biological process: regulation of transcription by RNA polymerase II. The coding region runs from base 78 to 1025 and encodes 315 amino acids.
UGGCGACUUUGCGCUUUGUAUUUUUGUCUCUGCGUUAUAUUUUCUGUUUACAUUUAAAAAAAGAUUGUUGCAGAGCAAUGACUGAUGUUAAGGAAACGUCCUGUAGGCUUUGCCUUAAAAAUAUAACCGAUGAAAGUUUUGAAGUGAUAAACGACAUUAUCAAAGACAUUCUAGAUGUUCUUUUGCUGAAAUUGAAAUUUGAUAGCGAGAGCAAAGAGGUUAUAUGUAACGUUUGCAGAAGAAAGUUAAAUGCGGCGUUAGAAUUUAAGUCGACGUGUUUGAAUACCGAUAACACAAUUAUUCCUUAUGUGGAUAGCGAAAAAAUGUUACAGCUCGACUUACGAGAAGUGUACAUACGUGAAGAGGAACUUGAAGCUAUUCAGAAAUUGACACCUGAAAUGAAUAUAAAUAUCAUCAAAGGUCCCGUUGUAUGUAAGCCAUGCUGGGAUUCUUUGUGUACUCACAACAGUUUCCUAAAAGAUUGCUUCGCGGUAGAGGAAAACAUUAAAAGUAUUUUUGACAGUUCAGUCACAGGAAGUCAAAUAAAUACGUGUCCACUUGAUUUAUUCGUUAAGACUGAAAACCUGGACAAGGAAUUCGAUAUUAACGAGAUGGAAAUGUCAAUCAAAGCCGAAAGUAUCGACAUAAAAUCGGAAGAUGAGGAAGGAAGCGACACGCCGCUUCAGACCUCCGAUAUUGUACCAUUCAAGGAGAGUGACUGUAAAAAUGAAGAAGAGGAUGGAUGUAAACAUGAGAAUAGAUCAGCAGUGAAAACAACGCAGGAGCACAAAGUAUUGUACAAAUGUGAUAAAUGUAUCUACGAAACUGAAAGUGAGAUCCAUUUUACGGCACACUGCGCGAGACAUGAGAAGAAUUUGAGAGCAUAUGGAUGUGAAUCGUGUGAGUACGAAACUGAAAAUAAGAAAUUACUUCAGAAGCACCUAUUGAGGCAUAAAGACCCUUCACAGGUUCAAAUGUACAGGUGUAACGACUGCGAUUUCGAAAGUUCAAAUGUACCAGUGUAG